ACAGUCCAUGUGACUCGCGGCUACAAAUGCGUAGUUCAAACGCCGUACCAAAUUAUAAACUCUGUUUUAUUGCAUUACGUUCGUUUGUUUUUCCCGUAUAAAUACGUAUAUGAACAGUUCAUUCAAUCAAUCCAGUUUACAUCAUUGAUAGUAGUGCACUUUGAAUUUAUUAAAGUUCAGUGUCGAAGGAAAUAAGAUAUUCAAAAUGAAUGAUCCAGAGCUGUACAAUGUAGCGAACUCGUUACAAAAGAAGGGUGCUAUCCAAUGUCUUAAUGAAUAUGCGAAGAAGAUCAAUUGGAAGAAUAUUGGGGAUAGCGUGAUAGACCUGGGUUGCGGUGACGGCAGCAUGACCGUUAUUCUGAAAAAAUACAUGCCGAGAAACUACAAGAAAUUAGUAGCUUGUGAUAUAAGUGAAAAAGCUGUGAAAUAUGCAAGCGAACAUCACAGCGAUGAAGUGACCAUGUUUCGAGUACUUGACAUCCAGGGGGAUCUACCAACAGAAAUGUAUUCAGCAUUCAAUCAUGUGUUUUCUUUUUAUGCACUGCACUGGAUACGAAAUCAGGAGAAAGCUUUUAGAAACAUUUACAAUCUUCUAGAAGAUGGCGGUGACUGUCUCCUCAUGUUCUUAGGCUACACGCCAGUCUACAGCGUCUAUAAUGCUCUAGCUCAAUACUCCAAGUGGAAGUCCUGGCUGAAAGACGUCAAUACCUUCAUAUCACCUUAUCACGACAUGCAGGAACCCGAAAAGAAAGUAACACAGAUGAUGGAAGAAAUAGGAUUUAGGAAUAUCGAUGUGAAAUGUAAAGAUAUGCUAUUUGUAUUUGACAGCGUGGAAGCUAUGAAAAAUACCGUAAAGGCAAUAGAACCGUUUGACAUGCCAAAAGAUGUGUACGAAGAAUUCAUGCAAGAUUACUACGCGGUGGCGCAAGAAUUAGGCGUCGUUGAAAUAAACAACAAUAAUGUUGGCGAACCUACGAUAAACUGCAACUACUGUCUAUUAGUCGUCUGUGCAAGCAAAAUUUCCUUUAAAAUGAAUAACGCGGUCUUGUAUGAGAAAAGCAAUAGCUUGCAGAAGAGAGAUGCUAUCAUGUGUCUAGAAGAAUACGCUUCGAAAAUUAAGUGGAAGAAGAGUAACAAUAAUAUUCUUGACAUAGGCUGUGGGGAUGGAAGCGUGACUAAUAUGCUGAAGAAAUAUAUCCCUACUGAUUACAAGUUGCUGGGCUGUGAUAUCAGCGAGAAGAUGGUGAACUUCGCGAAUGAUCAUCAUUGUAAUGAACAGACUUCUUUCACCGUGCUCGAUAUUGAGGGAGACCUGCCUGAAGGUAUGAAGGGAAACUUCGACCACGUUUUCUCGUUCUACGCUCUGCAUUGGGUUAAUAACCAAGAACGAGCAUUCAACAACAUAUACAACCUUCUAAGCGAGGAUGGGGAGUGCUUCACGAUAUUUGUAGCCUGGGCACCUGUGUUUGACGUGUACCGGGUGCUCGCGCGCAACAACAAGUGGAGUCAAUGGGUGCAUGAUGUCGACAGAUACAUAUCGCCCUACCACGACUCUUUGGAGCCGGAAAAAGACUUAAAGGCAAUGAUAGACAAAAUUGGAUUCGUUGACGUCGAUGUGGAAUGUAAAGAAUUGGUAUUCGUGUACGACAACAUACAUAUCUUGCGAAAAGCACUAACAGCUAUCAACCCUUUCAAAAUUCCCAAGGAAAAAUACGAUGACUUCAUGGAAGAUUAUAUGGAUAUACUGAAAGAACUACAAAUUUUAGACAAGUACAACAAUAAUUAUGAAAAGAGCGUUGAAUUCAAUUACCGUUUGCUCGUAGUGUAUGCUCGGAAGCCUGACUCGCAGGAUAAAAUGUUAGAAGCCCUAAAUGGACAAACGUAGAUUGAACAUUUUAUAUUUUUAGUUAUGGUAAAGCACGGUGUAAAACAGUUAUUAGUAGUUAUGGAUGAAUUUAUAGAGUAUCUCGUCAGGUUUAGUUUUCGGCCUGGUAUGAAAUGUUGUUUUUUAAGUAAGCUAUUUUGGUAAUGUAAACAAUAUUUAAAGGCAGGAAAAUCAUGUGUGUGUGAGCAAAAAUAUAUGCUUAAUUUAAGCAUCUACCUAUACCGAGUCCAGAGAAUUCUAAUGAUAACAGAUACAUUUUUUGAAAUAAGUUCCGAAUGUUUUGAAUAAUAUUAGUUACGAUUUUAUGAACAUAGAAAACUUUUCUCUUUAUAAUAAAAAAUAUCAAUUAUAACUACAUGUAUAACGUACUAGGGAUCAUUUGCUUGCAGUGCAGUUACAAAAUGACAUUCCACUUAAAGAUGUAUUAAUUCAUUAAAUAAGUAUACGAAAGAUGUGCAUAUUUUUGUGUAAUGAGUUUUAGAUAAGUACUUAUUUAUUAAUUUAUAUAGUUUACCUAAGUAAAUUGACUCUAAAGGUAAGCUAGGUCUCGGUAUGUAAACUAGCUGGGUCUGGAAAAUAAACGAAGUACAAUCUAACAAUGCUUAAAAGUUAAUAUUUUCCUUCAAACACAUAACUAUAAAAUGUAUGUAAUUCUGCAGGAGAAUGCACAUGUAGUUUCAUGAAAAUUUUAUUAAAAGUCUUUGUCGAAAAAUAUUUUUAGUAUUUAAAUAGAUAGGAUUAGGUACAAAUUAUUUAAUUUAGGUAAAUUAAAAAAAUAUUUUUGAUUUAAUAUUGUUAUUAGAGUAUUUUAUUUGACUAC
Helicoverpa armigera (cotton bollworm) is the source of this 2705-nucleotide messenger RNA. RefSeq lists its product as uncharacterized. Gene Ontology annotation, molecular function: S-adenosylmethionine-dependent methyltransferase activity. Bases 206 to 1885 code for a protein of 559 amino acids. The record is from RefSeq and is a predicted model, not a curated record. The transcript is spliced from 9 exons. NCBI's taxonomy places the organism in Eukaryota, Metazoa, Arthropoda, Insecta, Lepidoptera, Noctuidae.